AUGUCACGAGCAUCUAUAAUGAAGGAAGCCUUUGAGCUCCUUCAAAGGGAUGGGAAAAUCCCAAAGGCUUCCAUUCCAACUGCUCUUCGGGCUGCCGGCAUGAACCCAAGUGAGGAGAAGUUAAAAGAAAUCAUGGCGACCGCCGUUGAUAUCGACAUGGCAGGAUAUGAGUCUCUUGUAACUGAACAUUACGAUAAGACGGAUACAGUGGAAGCUGUGAAGGAAGCAUUUCGCGUUUUUGACAAGGACCACAAUGGAACAGUUUCGGUGGCUGAGUUCCGCCACAUCAUGACAACUAUGGGCGAGAAAUACACGGAGGAAGAAUUUUGCGACUUGAUUCAGGGUUUCGACGCCAACGGGGUAAUACCCUACGAAAAAUUUGUGGAAAAAAUGCUUGCACCCUUUACAGAGCAUGAGAGUGCGUAG
Molecule: messenger RNA, 426 nt
Organism: Trypanosoma brucei brucei TREU927
Lineage: Eukaryota; Euglenozoa; Kinetoplastea; Trypanosomatida; Trypanosomatidae
Product: calmodulin-like protein, putative
Exons: 1
Coding region: 1-426 (141 amino acids)
Cellular component (GO): myosin II complex
Molecular function (GO): calcium ion binding
Source: RefSeq, a predicted model, not a curated record